GAUGAUGAUGCAGACGGUGAAGGAGGGGAGGGGGCUACCACAGCAGCAGGAGCAGGGGAGGAAGCGAGUGGAGGAUGCUUAUCUUCAAGCAUGUGAUGACUGAUGCCUGAAGGUUGAGAGGCUGUGGCAGCAGGACAUGCGAGCAUCCAGCUUCAAUGAAGGAUGAAGAGCCCGGUGCACAGAUGCAGGGACGUGGAGCACGGCCGCGGGCAGGCCGGGGCUGGGACUGGGGACGGGGCCAGUGGAGGGUCCAACUGCCUACAACCUGAACAGCGCAUCCCUAUCUCCAAAGACGUCAUCACUUCCUCCUCUUCCUCAGCCUUGUGGUUCAUCAGGGACACCUGCGGCAUCGUGUGCGCCAUUAUAACGUGGCUGCUGGUGUUUUACGCUGAGUUUGUGGUGCUGUUUGUCAUGCUGGUGCCCUCCAAGAAUCUCACUUACAGCAUUGUGAACGGGACCUUGUUCAAUACUUUGGCCUUUCUAGCCCUCGCCUCACACCUCAGGGCCAUGUGCACUGACCCUGGGGCCGUGCCAAAAGGGAACGCCACUAAGGAAUACAUAGAAAGCCUUCAGUUGAAACCAGGUCAGGUGGUCUACAAAUGUCCCAAGUGCUGCAGCAUCAAGCCUGACCGAGCACACCACUGCAGUGUAUGCAAACGAUGCAUACGGAAGAUGGACCACCACUGUCCCUGGGUCAACAACUGUGUUGGGGAAAACAACCAAAAGUACUUUGUUCUUUUCACAAUGUACAUUGCACUCAUCUCUCUGCAUUCUCUGGUCAUGGUGGUCUUCCAUUUCCUCUACUGCUUUGAAGAUGAUUGGACAAAGUGCAGCUCCUUCUCUCCUCCAGCAACAGUCAUCCUCCUCAUCCUCCUGUGCUUUGAGGGCCUCCUCUUCCUCAUCUUUACCUCUGUGAUGUUCGGCACCCAGGUCCACUCCAUCUGUACCGAUGAGACAGGCAUAGAGCAGUUGAAAAAGGAAGAGCGAAGAUGGGCUAAAAAAACUAAGUGGAUGAACAUGAGGGCGGUUUUUGGACACCAUUUCUCUUUAUUGUGGUUAAGCCCCUUCUCCACCCCUGACCACGGCAAGGCUGAGACCUACCAGUAUGUGGUGUGAGGGAGCUCAGGACAGGGAAUGAGGCCUGGAAAAGCUGGCCUGUUUGCUCCCACUUACAGUGUACGUCCCACACAAGCCAUGGACAGCUUGUCAUGUGCUCUUUGUGCUGCCAACUAAGUGAGCAAUGUCUUAUUAUUAUUAUUAUUUUUUUUUUUGUUUGCCUUUACAAGUUGAGUUGCAGAGAAAAAGAAACACUGUCUGUCUUUUUGCGAACACUGUGAUAAAUCAGUUUGGGUUUUGUUUUUUCUGGUCUUUUCUCUUAUUAGAAGCUGUCUGUUCUUGCUUGGUGCAUAAUCUUCCUGUGUUUUGUUCAAGGAUACGUUCAGCCAAAUUACAAAAGAAAAAGGAAUAUAAUAGGAAAUGACGUCACUUCAUCCUGCAGGUACAGGGCUGUUUUUGUAGGUUAGUUGACUAAAACGGUGAAAAAUCAAAAUUAAAUCAGUUGAUUAGAUUAUUAGAGUAGCCAGAAGAGUUUAACCUGCAGGUUUUUAUCAGGGACAUGUAAAGGAAUUCACCUACCUCAUCUGCUGAAAAAUGUAUUUAGCCACUGGUUUAGUCCAGGUACACCUACUGAGAUAUAUCCAGUAUACAUGAUGCUUUUCGAAAGAUUUCAUGCCCCUUGAUUUCUUCCCAUUGAACAAUGUGUAAAACUGUAAGAAACGUAUCCCAAAAGUCUUGCAGCUGGAACUGCAGUUAAAAUUGGUUCUACAAAGUUUUGGGUCAUGAGAGUUGAAUAAAUAAUUCUCUGCACUACUGUGGAUAAGAGAUGCAGCGAUAAAUCGGUGCUGAUUUCCUUCAUGUUGGGUGAUGGGUGACUGAAGGUCUGAAAAUCAGCAGGUGCAGCAGGUCACCUCUGCACACGAGUGAUUAACAGUCACUUCACUUUUGCCGACUUGGUUUAUUUUCCCACCUGAUAGUCUGUUAGACUCAGUUUGACUGGGGACCAAAAUUGCAACAUUUGUUAUUUUCAGCUGAUACAGUUUUCUUUCACACUACAGUGUGUCAAACGAACCAAACCCUUUGAAAGACCUGUUCCCCUCCUUGCCUGUAGAGAGGCGCUGUACCAAGAAAUGACAUGAAGGGAAAUGACAUGAAAACCUCUGAAGAUAUUGAGAGGAGCUUCUUUCUUCAUAAAACCAAAAUCAGAUUUUAGUUGUAGGAUUUUUCUUUUGGUGUUGGUAAAAUACCACAAAAGCCGUUAUUCCAGCUAGCAUUAGACUCGCCUCUCUAUUUUGGUUGUAUGAGGCGAGUCUAAUGCUAGCUGGAAUAACGGCUUUUGUGGUUAAUGAGGACUGAACAGGGCUGGUAUGAAUGCAUACUUAACAUUUUUGUCACUAUAUUUAUAUAUAGUAUAUCUAUAUAUUUUUGGACUUUCUAGACCAAAGAAUUUGCAUUAAGUCAAAAUCUAAAUCGGCAGGUCAGGCUUUUAAAUGAUGGGUGAUCUGUCAGAAAACUACAAUCAGUGGACUCCUAUUAUGCACUAGUUUGUGCCAAUCUCUCACCUACAAUCCUAUGUAAAUACAUUGUGACUGAAUUGUGAUGGAAGGUGAACGAGUUCAAGGUGUGAGACACGUUAGGAUUUAUCUGUAGGUGUACAAGCUGCUACACAGCCUCUAAUCAUCUAAAAUAUUUGUCUUCUGCUACACUCCUAAGAUGAGCUGAAAUGGGAAUUUAGUGGUAAAUAUAUUCUGUAAUUUAGCUGAACGAUCUUUGUAUUUUUUUUUUGUUUUGUUUUUUUGUGUUUUUGGACUGGCAAAAUUCCGUUUCCUAAUUGAAGUGAUUCCUUUUUGAAACCAGAUCCAUGAGCUUUUAAUUGCUGCCAAAAGCUGCACAUCAGCAGCUCCUUUAUUGCUGUUUCAAGUUGGGUUGAACUAUUUUUAUUUAUUUAUCUUUAUUGUUUUGUAUGAAGGGCAGAUUCUAAGAAUCAGAGAAACGAAAGCUGUUUAGUUUACCUCUGAUCAGCCUCCAUCUUUGCCGCUUCGCUUCUUUUUGCCUUCAGUCUUUCACAGAGUUCUCAGGUGUCUCGGCGUCACAACGUUUGUUUAUUUUUGUAUUUUGGAAGUGCAACAAGUGGUGAAAACAUACUGAAGCUAAGUGCAGCACUGAUGCAUCACGCUUUCAAAAAAAGCCAAUAAAUUAUGACAACUGUUGAAAAUGUAUCAGGAAAGGGAAAACCAGUGGGAAACGGAUUCAGAUGUUGCCACUUGUUGCAGCUCAAGCAUUUUCUCUGAAAACUCAGACCUGAAGGUGACUUCCUGUUCGGACACUCGGUCAAUAAUAACCAGAUGUAUUAUUUAUGUUUUUAUACCUCCUUUUUUUUUUUUUUUUUUUACUAUUUGUGGUUUGAGUUAGAGGUAGGCGAUAGACUUAAAAUCUUAUCACAAUAUUUCAUGGUGCUAUUGUGAUAAUGAUACAAGUGCUAAACUAUUAUUACUUUACAAUCUGUUUUAGGAAGCUGAAUGGCUGCAUGACGGUAAUCACAGCCCCACUAACACAAAUACUGCUUUACAAAAAAGGCCUGUUCCUGAUGGCAGUUUCUUAGAGAAGUGUGAUUUCUAUCCGUUGACUACACACUGUCACUGCGUUUGACCAUAUUUUAAUAUUUAUUGAUGAUCUCAUGGAACAAACAGUGGAAAAAUGGUAACACUUUUUCUUUCUUUUUUUAAUUUUCAAGAGUCAUUAUUGUAAUUACCGUAAAUCAAAAUUCUUCAAAGAAAAUUUUCUCGAAAUAUAUAAAAGAUGUGAUAAAUGCCCAGCCCCAACUUAAGCUCUUUGAAUUUUAUAAAAUUGUGAUAAAAACUCCAUUGGAUACUCAAUGUCUUACGGUUCUAAAAUAUUUGAAAGGUACUGCUGUAAACAUUUAUUUUCUCAUGUUGUGGAACAGGCAUGGGCCGGGCUGGUUCCUGUAGAGGAAAGUCUUUGUAAUGAGACAGAGGAGGAUGUGCUAGAGUGACUGCAGUAUUCUUCGGCUCAUUGAAACACACAGUAACUCACACACACGCCCUUCUCCCACCUCUGGCUGCUUACUACACCACAGCUGGCUGAAAUAAUGGAUAUGUAAAUGUUAGUGGAUGCCUUUUCAUCUAUUACUAAAACACGAGGUGAAAUCUGAACUUGAAAAGUUGACUUCUGAAAACUCAAUUUGCUCCUUUCACUUAAAAAAAAAAAAAAUCCCAAGAGAGCAAAUUUUGCAUCCGCAUCAGUAUUGUUUUUUCCACCACUUUGCAUGGUAUUUUAUCAACUUGAGGGAUACAGAGUCUGUUAUGAGACACCGGAGCCUCUGUAGUAACGAGACCACCCUGUGCUGUGGUUCUGUUUUGUUCUACACAUCUGUGUAGUAAUGUCUAAAGAGCAAUAGAUGUCAUUACUUUAAUAUAGUAGUUUUUUUUUUUUUUUGCUAUAAAUUAUGUAAAUACUGUGGUGGCGCAACCAUGACAACCCAGGAGCUAGAUCUUAUUACAUCAUUUAUGCAUUUCCAAAUGAAAUCAACAACCAGUAAACCCAAAAACACAUGUUUUUUUUGUUUUUUUUAAA
Poecilia latipinna (sailfin molly) is the source of this 4650-nucleotide messenger RNA. RefSeq names its product zinc finger DHHC-type palmitoyltransferase 3a (gene zdhhc3a). The coding region runs from base 163 to 1116 and encodes 317 amino acids. Lineage: Eukaryota; Metazoa; Chordata; Actinopteri; Cyprinodontiformes; Poeciliidae. Gene Ontology annotation, molecular function: palmitoyltransferase activity. The transcript has 7 exons. The record is from RefSeq and is a predicted model, not a curated record.